This is a messenger RNA of Formica exsecta, 2552 nucleotides long. RefSeq names its product fatty acid synthase-like. The record is from RefSeq and is a predicted model, not a curated record. The annotation marks the transcript as partial. The transcript is spliced from 6 exons. Lineage: Eukaryota; Metazoa; Arthropoda; Insecta; Hymenoptera; Formicidae. Gene Ontology annotation, biological process: fatty acid biosynthetic process. Gene Ontology annotation, molecular function: fatty acid synthase activity; oxidoreductase activity.
AAAGACGGCGGUUUCUUACUAACAAGGGGACAACCGCUCUCAAGAAAUGAUUUUACAAAUGCAGAGAGACACAAUUUAGCAAUAGUUCUUGAGAAACGCACGGAAAAGGAACAUAUUGUACUCUUAAAGAAAAAAGAAAGAACGAGGAGAAAGGCAAUAGUUAUUUUUGUGAACAAUUACGAAUUCUCUUGGUUAGAGCAACUAACAUCGAUCUUAAACGACGAGAAUAAUAUCGCGAGAAUAAUUUUAGUGGGGCAAGAAGAUUCGGAAUGCGGUUUAUUAGGUCUCAUAAAUUGUUUGAGGAGAGAACCAGGUGGAGAAUUAAUAAGAGGUGUGUUGAUCCAAGACGAGAAGGCACCGAAAUUUUCUUUAGACGAGCCGUUAUACGCGGAGCAACUCCAGAUCGAUCUCAUCAUAAAUGUUUUGCGUCCGGGAAUGAUAUGGGGAUCAUACAAACAUCUUCCAUUAGCACCUUUAGCGCCAAAACUCUCAUAUCAUGCUUUAGUCAAUCAAAUGUACGGAUUAUAUGUAAAGACAAAGAUGAAGAAAGGCGACAAGAUAUUAAUUCAUUCUAUGAAUAUUUUGUCGCCUUUCUUCAUCUUUGUCUUUACUGGUACUGGCGCCGUAGGUCAAGCGGCGAUUCAACUCGCGCUUCACGAAGGCUGCGAAGUAUUCACAACCGUCGGCACUCCGGAAAAGCGAAAGUUUAUAAGAAAAACUUUUCCAUCUAUUCCAGACGAUCAUAUUGGAAAUUCGCGCGACACUAGUUUCGAGCAAAUGAUAUUCCGAAAGACUAACGGUCGCGGCGUAGAUAUCGUAUUAAACUCAUUAGCUGAAGAGAAACUUCAGGCUUCUAUUCGUUGUCUCGCGAGAAGAGGACGUUUCUUGGAAAUUGGAAAAUUUGAUUUUAUGGCUAAUAAUAUAUUGGACUUGUCAGUUUUUUCGAAAGGUAUUACAUUUUACAGCGUUAUGUUGGACAACUUAUUUUCGGCUACAAAGGAACGAAGAAUGGUAUUGAAUAAGGUCCUAGUCAAUGGCCUUAUUAGCGGCGCCAUCAAGCCAAUCAGCAGAAAAGUUUCCCAAAGAGAUGAAAUUGAGUCUGCAGUUAGAUACAUGGCAGCUGGAAAGCAUAUAGGAAAAUUAAGUCUAUAAUUAAUUAAAAUACUUCGACAUUUUGUUGUGUUCUCUUCAGUUUCCUGCGGUAGAGGCAAUGCCGGACAGAGCAAUUACGGUAUGGCAAACUCUGUUAUGGAAAGAAUUUAUGAGAGAAGAGUGCAAGAAGGUUUACACGGACUGGCGGUUCAGUGGGGCGCAGUAGGCGAUGUCGGCCUCGUGGCCGACAUGCAAGACGACGAUAGGGAAAUGGUUAUUGGCGGAACUUUGCAACAAAAGAUAAGCUCCUGCAUCGAGAAAUUAGAAGAAUUUUUGUUACAAGAACAUCCCGUAGUGGGGAAUAUGGUUGUAGCUGAGAAGCGUUCAGACGCUUUUAGCGCAAACAAUAUUGUUGAAACCGUGGCCAAUAUUAUGGGCUUGAAGGAUUUGAAUAACGUGGCUCGCUACACAUCUUUGCCCGAGCUCGGCAUGGAUUCGAUGAUGGCUGUGGAAAUAAUUAAACAGUUGGAACGGGAAUUUGAUGUUUACCUUACAACGCAGGAUAUUCGUUAUCUCAAUUUUGCCAAACUUAUAGAAAUGUUUGACGAAAAUACUUCGAACAAUAAAAACGUUCGAGAUGUGAACGAAUUAAAUGACAUUAAACUGCUCGUUCGUUUGAUAGGUAACGAUCUAAUACCCGAUGUGUGUAUGGAUUUGCCAACAAAAAGGAAUAUGACGAGAAGCGAAAUAUUUCUAUUGCCAGGAAUGGAAGGUUGUGGAAAUAUAUUCGAUUCGUUGGUACAACAUAUCGAAGCUCCAGCAACGUGCUUACAACAUGGAGCAUAUCAUAUCGGCACGAACUGUACUUCAAUAAACGAGAUCGCAGAUCGUCUUUUAAAACAUAUUUUGAGCAAAAAGAAAUUGAAUCAGGAUUUUGUAAUAGUGGGUUAUUCAAUGGGAUCUUUGAUCGCAAUUGAGUUAGUGCGAAAGUUAGAAGGCAUGAAUCUUCAAGGCAGAUUAGUGCUUAUCGAUGGCGCACCUGAGCAAGUGAAAGCAUUAGUAAAUAAUUAUUUAUCUUUUAAUACGUUUAGUGAACUCGAAAAUAAUAUUCUUUUGAGUAUAAUGGAUAUUAUACAACCAGUACUUAGUGGAAAGCUUCUUUUGGAGUUAAAUAAAUGCACCAACUGGGAUGAAAAAUUAGAUGUUUUUACAAAUUAUGUUUCUCCAAUUUAUAGAAAAUUGUCAGUUGACAAUAACAAAUCUUUGUGUACAACAAUUUACGAGCGGGUAAUCGCUGUUCAUGAAUAUGAUGUUACACAAUUCCCGAAAAUUGAAACACCGAUAAUCCUUUUAAAGCCUAUGAUACAAUCAUUGUCUUUUUCUCAGGAAAAUUACGGUUUACAUAAGGUAAGUUGUAUGGUGAUUAUAAAAAGAUUACUUGUAUAGCAGAAUUACUUUAU